AUGAAGCGCUUUUUUCUCACAUUUCGGCUUCAAUCUCCGUCGCGUCCUUGUUCAAUCUCCUACGGUUCUAAAGACUUGUCCAUAUCUGCAGAAUUUUGCAGCUCUUGCAAUGCACACCACUUGUUCGAGAAAAGUCCUAAGAGAGACUUUUUGGAAUCCACUAACUUGCUUUUCGAGUACUCUCGUAAUGGCUUUAACCAUGAAUCUCUGAAUCUCUUUGCCGGGCUUUGCCGCUCCGGUUUUCCGGUUGAUGGGUUAGCUCUGUCUUGUACAUCGAAGGUUUGUAGAUGCUUGUUUGAUCAAGUUGCGGGUAGGCAAGUGCAUUGUCAAUGCGUAAAAUCCGGGUUUGUGGAGGAUGUUAGUGUUGGCACUUCUCUUGUUGAUAUGUAUAUGAAAACUGAGGGUAUUAGAGAUGGAAGGAAAGUUUUCGAUGAAAUGCGGGAGAAAAAUGUGGCCUCUUGGACUGCAUUACUCACGGGCUAUGCGCACAAUGGAUUGAAUGACUUCGCAUUAGAUUUGUUCUUCCAAAUGCAUUUUAAUGGAGUUAAGCCUAACCCAUUGACGUUUGCAACUGUCAUUGGUGCUUCGGCAAAUCGUGAUAUGGUUGAGGGAAGUCAAAUCCAUACCAUGGUGAUAAAGAGUGGUUACGAGUCGAGUACAUUCGUGUGCAAUUCUUUGAUUAAUAUGUACUCAAAGUCGAGCAUGAUAAAGGAUGCUAGAGCUGUUUUUGAUAUCAUGGAGAGUAGGGAUGUAGUUACCUGGAACAGUAUUAUUGCGGGAUAUGUCACAAAUGGGCUUGAUCUUGAAGCUUUUAGAAUGUUUUAUUCGAUGAAUCUUACUGGUGAAAAGCUCACACAACCAUUAUUUGUUACUUUAAUUAAGUCAUGUGCUAACCUUAAGAACUUGUGUUUUGCAAGACAAGUUCACUGCCAGGUUCUCAAGUGUGGAUUGCAAUUUAAUCACAAUAUCAGAACAGCCCUUAUGGUGGCUUACAGUAAAUGCACUGAAAUGGAUGAUGCCUUCAAAAUGUUCUCUAUGGUGAAAGAUGUUCGAAAUGUGGUAUCAUGGACUGCCAUGAUCAGUGGGUACUUGCAGAAUGGUGCAACGGAGCAAGCAGUAAAUUUGUUCUGCCAAAUGAGUAGUGAGGGUGUUAGACCAAAUGACUUCACUUAUUCUAUCAUACUUACUGCUCAACCAUCUAUGUUUGUGGUCCAAGUACAUGCGCAGGUCGUGAAAGCAAAUUAUGAGAAAUCACCUACUGUAGGAACUGCGCUAUUAGAUGCAUAUGUUAAAAUGGGAAACAUUGAAGAAGCUGCUAAAGUUUUUGAAUUAAUUGAUGAGAAGGACAUUGUCACAUGGUCGGCAAUGCUCGCUGGGUAUGCUCAAAUGGGGGAAACCAAUGGAGCUGUUAAGAUUUUUCUCAAGUUAGCAAAGGAAGGAAUCAGACCGAAUGAAUUCACCUUUUCUAGUGUGAUUCAUGCCUGUGCUGGACCUACAGCAGCAGCAGAGCAGGGAAAGCAAUUUCACGCUUUGUCAAUCAAAAUGAGGUUGAACAAUGCUUUAUGUGUAAGUAGUGCUCUUGUUACAAUGUAUGCAAAGAGAGGAAAUAUUGAGAGUGCAAAUGAAGUUUACAAGAGGCAAGGGGAGAGGGACUUGAUUUCCUGGAACUCAAUGAUAUCUGGCUUUGCACAACAUGGUCAAGGGAAGAAGGCUCUUGAAAUAUUCGAGGAUAUGCGAACAAAACAAUUAAAAAUGGAUGGCAUAACUUUCAUUGGUGUUAUUUCCGCUUGUACUCAUGCAGGCUUAGUAGAUGAAGGUCAAAGAUAUUUUGAUAUGAUGGUCAAGGAUCAUCACAUCUCUCCAAUAAUGGAGCAUUAUUCAUGCAUGGUUGAUCUAUAUAGUCGAGCAGGAAAGCUUGGAAAUGCCAUGGAUGUUAUAAACGGAAUGCCAUUCCCUGCAGGUGCAACCGUAUGGCGAACUCUCUUGGCAGCUUGCCAUGUUCGCCGCGAUUUAGAGCUUGGAAAAUUUGCUGCAGAAAAGCUUAUUUCACUUCAGCCAGAGGAUUCUGCCGCAUAUGUACUGCUCUCCAAUAUUUAUGCCGCAACGGGAAACUGGCAAGAGAGAAACACGGUGAGGAAAUUGAUGGAUGAGAGAAAAGUAAAGAAGGAAGCUGGGUAUAGUUGGAUUGAGGUGAAACACAAGACUCAUUCAUUCUUGGCUGGUGACCUUUCACAUCCCAUGGCGGAAAAUAUCUAUUCAAAGCUUGAAGAACUAAGGAUCCGGUUAAAGGAUAUGGGUUACCAGCCUGACACAAAUUAUGUACUUCACGAUGUUGAAGAGGAACACAAAGCAGCUAUUCUUUCUCAACAUAGUGAGAGGAUGGCCAUUGCUUUCGGAUUAAUUUCCACACCUGCGGAAGCUCCUCUCCAUAUUGUUAAAAACCUCAGAGUCUGUGGAGACUGCCAUAACGUUAUUAAGUUAAUAUCGUUAAUUGAAGAAAGAGAUAUUGUUGUAAGGGACACAAAUCGAUUUCACCACUUUAAGGGCGGUGUUUGCUCGUGUGGGGACUAUUGGUGACACUCCUGAAAUGGGCUGAUCCAAGUUUUUGAGGAUUGCUUGAAAUUUGAAUCUUUGAGUUUACUCUUAGACCACAUUCAGUUAUAAGGCAACAUUUCAUGGAAUCGAAUUUACUUAAGUUGAAAAGGAAGGAAAAUAGGUUUUAAGUGGAACUCUAAAAGCACAAAACUCAUUUUCUAAUACAGAUACAUGUUAGCUGGGAAUUCUCUAUCCACAGUGCUUGCAGAAAUUGUGAGGAUCCAGGGAGCAAACAUUGCCUGCAGUACUUUAGAAAAUGGAGUUUCCAGCAGAA
Morus notabilis is the source of this 2869-nucleotide messenger RNA. Its product is annotated as pentatricopeptide repeat-containing protein At2g27610. Lineage: Eukaryota; Viridiplantae; Streptophyta; Magnoliopsida; Rosales; Moraceae. The transcript is spliced from 3 exons. Bases 1 to 2577 code for a protein of 858 amino acids. Gene Ontology annotation, biological process: RNA modification. The record is from RefSeq and is a predicted model, not a curated record. Gene Ontology annotation, molecular function: RNA binding; zinc ion binding; protein binding.